Messenger RNA from Saccostrea cuccullata (small rock oyster), 940 nucleotides. RefSeq lists its product as uncharacterized. Gene Ontology annotation, molecular function: ubiquitin-protein transferase activity; metal ion binding. Gene Ontology annotation, biological process: protein ubiquitination. The transcript is spliced from 8 exons. The record is from RefSeq and is a predicted model, not a curated record. The annotation marks the transcript as partial. Lineage: Eukaryota; Metazoa; Mollusca; Bivalvia; Ostreida; Ostreidae.
AUGGACUUUGCCUUGGAAAAUUCACACCAAUUCUGGUCACAGCAAGCCCGAUUUGCAGCACGGAAAAAUCGAGAAAGAAGAUGUCAACAAGGUAGUGGACCAUGCAAUAUUUUUAUUUUAGAUACGUCCUCAAAUGUUGGUGAAGAAGGCUUCAUACAAAUGAAAGAGACAUUCUGCACAAUAAUGAAUGAAUAUGCAAAAUUUCCAAAAACCGAUGAGAAUGUGACAGUUGUGAUUUGUGCAACAAAAAACUCUUUUUCAGAUGAUGUAGAAUAUGGCGGACCCUGUCCACUUACUGCAGCUUUUGUUUUAUCAGAGGGGGCAAUUUGUAAUGGCGCAGGCUAUACAAAGGUGAUGGGGCAUUUUCACCUACAUCCACGUCUUAUUUUUAUUUCUGCUGGGAGACCAACUGAUUUCACUGUUAUGAAUGACGAUGAAAGCGUGCCUAUUUAUGGACCCGCUGAGAAAGUUGCUGCAAUUUUAACAUCUUCAACUUCCUUUGAUGGACUAGACAAAGGAACAUUUAUACAUCUGAUGUCUCGAGCAAUGCCCGGGAGGAAAUUCACCGAAAGGGACAAGGAUGAUAUUUUCGAAAUUUGUUCCAUGAAGUCAGUCUUUAAAUCAAUGGAUGAAAUCCGAGCAGAACAUGACAAUAAAAUGCGCUCCCGACUUGUUGAUUCCGGGAUGCCACCUGUAGGAAGUAGAGUUAAAAGAGGUCCAGACUGGAAGUGGAAAAACCAGGAUCAAAAUGGCCCUGGAACAGUAGUUUCGCAUUCUCAUGACGCUGGAUGGUUGAUUGUACAUUGGGAUAUUGGCACGUCAGCAAGUUACAGAUAUGGAACAACUAAUAUUGAGAAAGAUAAAUAUGAUGUUGUUGUUUGCCUUGAACCACGAAUACUAUACAAUGAACUUAUUGCUGUUGGAUGUUUAGUAAAAAGAG